AUGCUGCCGCUGCUUCUCCACAUCUUCACCUGCCUCUGUGUCCUCACAGCCACCACGGAGACGGUGGUGGGCACAGCCGGGCGGAGGGUGACGCUGCCGUGUCGGUCGGAGGCCGUGAAGCGGAGCGGUGUGGAGGUGUGCUGGGGGCGGGGGGAGCCGUCACUCUUCACCUGCCACAACAUUGUGAUCAACAUGGCCGGAGACGACGUCUCAUACAGGAAGUCGGACAGGUUCUCUCCAUCCUCCACCUCCUCUCUGUCCAUCUUCCCCUCUCGUCCAUCAGACUCUGGGUUCUAUCACUGCAGAGUUCAGCUGCCCGGUCUGUUCAACGACCAGACCGCCACCGUUCACCUCAUCAUCCUCAGCCCUCGCUCUCCGGCCUCUGACGCCGAGGACUCCGAGGACCUGAACGCACCGCACACUGCCACCGGUGACACAAUACGAUGCCUGACAGAGGAAGCAGGAAGUGAGGUCACCAACCCCACAGAGCCAAUGGUGGCGCUGGUUCAGUCACCUGUUCAGCAGCUGGUGACCAGUUUCCAGACGUUCAUUGGAAACACACUGAGACUGUUGUUCAUCAUCUUCAUCCCCAUGUUGCUGCUGACUGCUGCCUACAGAGUGUGGAGGAGGAGCCAGAGACCAGAAUCUGACAGGGGGCUCAGCCAAUCAGAGGAGGAGGAGGGAAACACCUCAGUGUAG
Molecule: messenger RNA, 699 nt
Organism: Limanda limanda (common dab)
Lineage: Eukaryota; Metazoa; Chordata; Actinopteri; Pleuronectiformes; Pleuronectidae
Product: hepatitis A virus cellular receptor 1-like
Exons: 7
Coding region: 1-699 (232 amino acids)
Source: RefSeq, a predicted model, not a curated record